AUGCAGCGUGUUUCGAAGAAGGUUUUAAUAGAUGAUAUGAUGAGCUGGAAGGAGAGGAUUGUGUUUAGCAGCGGUUCUCAAAGUACUGCUUUGGGAAGCGGUGCCCACCCCGCCUUACCCGUCCUGGUCGUCUCAAGGCCCGUCACUCAAGUCAUCGAAACAGGCGAGGAAGGAAGCCAGUUCCUGUACCGCAUCACGUGGCCCAGGACAGGGCAGGCAAAGAAUACUGCACCGACCCAGCCUCUAUAUGAUUCGGAUAAAAAGAAUGAUGUUUUACGAAUGGAGUCGACCGUCACUCUGGAUGCCAGCGUGGAAGAAAAUGACGACUACAAUCCCUUUGAGCACAGAAAAGUUACACAUCCAACAUCGACUUCAGGUGCCUUUUUCCACUUAUUAAAGUCAUCGCUAGGAACAGGACUGCUUGCGAUGCCAGCUGCCUUCAAGCACACGGGAUUGAUACCAGGCUGCAUCGGGACGUUUCUAGUAGCUGUAAUUGCAGCUCAUUGCGUUCAUAUAUUGGUACAAACUUCAAGGGAUAUAUGCAAGGAACGCCGUGUAGGAUCCUUGAGCUAUACCGACACUUGUGUGAAGGUCUUCAAACAUGGACCGAAAAAUUUGAGACCGUAUACGGAAUUCGUCAGGCACUUUGUAGAUUACGCGAUGGCUGGAGUCUGCCUUGGUGGCACAAGUGUCUACGUUAUUUUUAUCGCUGCUUCCUUGAAAAAUAUUUUCGACUACUUCUGCCCAUCUCACGUUCUUCCAGUCGAAGUCUACUGUGCAAUUCUCAUGUUACCAUUAAUCGUGUUUACCCAAGUGCGACAUCUCAAAUUUCUCGUCCCUUUCUCAAUGCUAGCUAACAUUUGCCUUCUUUUAACAUUUGCUAUCACCUGUUAUUAUACCUUCGUUGAUAUUCCGGAUACGUCAGAUAAGGAGUUGGUGACAAAUGUAAUGGAGUGGCCUCUAUUUUUAAGCACAGCAAUAUUUGCAAUGGAAGGCAUUAAUGUUGUAAUGCCCGUUGAGAAUGAAAUGGCAAAUCCUAAACAUUUCUUGGGCUGCCCUGGAGUCCUCAACAUAACGAUGUGUCUUGUUGCCGGUCUCUACUCUGUGGUCGGACUAUUUGGGUAUUUGAAGUAUGGAAACGAUGUACUUGGAAGCAUAACCUUGAACCUGCCAGAAGAUGAAGUAUUAGCACUAGCAGCAAAAAUUCUUGUUGCUGUAGCAGUUUUCUUCACAUAUUUUCUACAAAUGUAUGCGCCAAUGGAUAUAUUGUGGACAAGACUAAAGAGCAAAAUAAGUCAGAGGUUCCAAAAUGGAGGACAGAUUUUGAUGAGAUCUUUAAGUGUUGUGCUCACUGUAAUUUUGGCAGUAGCUGUACCAGACUUGGAAAUGCUUAUUGGGCUAGUGGGUGCCAUUUUCUUUUCAACUCUUGGCCUUUUCAUACCAGUUAUUGUGCAAACUGUGCACAAGUGGGAUAGAGGUCUAGGAAAGUGUAACUAUAUUCUAUGGAAAAAUAUUUUUCUUAUUAUAUUUUACUUGAUAGUAUUAAUAUCUGGAUGUUACUCGUCAGUAACGGAACUUAUUACGCGGUUUUCUUGAAUUUUAUAAGAAUCUAUAGUAUAAUUAUUUAAAUAUGUAUUUACAUGAUUAAUAAAAAAUUUUAAUAA
Messenger RNA from Melitaea cinxia (Glanville fritillary), 1664 nucleotides. Its product is annotated as proton-coupled amino acid transporter-like protein CG1139. The record is from RefSeq and is a predicted model, not a curated record. Gene Ontology annotation, biological process: amino acid transmembrane transport. Gene Ontology annotation, molecular function: amino acid transmembrane transporter activity. The transcript is spliced from 11 exons. Gene Ontology annotation, cellular component: vacuolar membrane. The coding region runs from base 1 to 1596 and encodes 531 amino acids. Lineage: Eukaryota; Metazoa; Arthropoda; Insecta; Lepidoptera; Nymphalidae.